AUGAAUAGGACAGGAAAGACUAAUGCUGCUGCAGGUCCGAAGAAGAAGUACAAUGAGUACAAGGAAUUCCAUACAUGUGAAGUUGCUGCUCAUAUAUGUACAUCAUUUAUGCAAAUGGCAGGAAUGAAAAACUCUGAGGGCAGUAGAAACUUGUGUUUUGUACAUAAUAUAGCUAUCAUUUAGCACUAAUUUAGCCCGCUUAUUAGUUGUAAGGUCCUCUAAUCCCCCAAUGCAUGUAAGUCUAGUCUCGGCCGAUGUACACUAUUUUAUUAUUUUGCUCUGUCUAUUGCCAGACAAUUUUACCCAUCAAAGGGAGAGUGCUGGCCCUCAAUGGGUUAAUCAUACUAUCGUCCAAUGACUAUUUAACCUGUUGAGUUAUAUUGCACCCCAAUACGCACUACUUUAAUUUUACUGUCUAACACCAUACAAUUUUACGUGUCAAAGGAUAAGUAUUGGCAUUCAAUGCAUCACAAUAUAAUAGUGAUUAUUUUCAUAUUUUCUUAUAAACAGAUCAGCCUUCAUUGGUGCCAUUCCUCUUACCAAACAGCUCAGCUACUAAGCAAGAGAAAGGAGAAUGGUUGCUAAAAGUAUGUGAAAUGUUUGUUGAUAAGUAUGUUUUUGAUGAUACAAGCAUUGAUGAUUUGGUUCAAAAAACACACCAACUGCAUCUUGCAUCUCUUGGACACUACAAAUGCCGAAUUACACCAUGUGAGAAAGUAUAUGUCUAUCAUUCAGCAAGAGUAAGGUAAUUUGUAUAUGUAUAAACGUAUGAACACUCUAAGUAGCAAUUAAUAUGCAUUACUUUAUUUAAUUUACUGCAUGCAUGUCUCUGUAUUACUUGAAUUACUGUAUUUCAUUCUGUCUCUAAUAUUUUAUUGCCUUAUCAUAAAAUAUAGCACCCCCGGCACUCCCCUGGCCAGGGCUUAAGGGGCAUGUGCACCCCCCCCCCUGCACCCCCAGUAAAUGCAUCCCUGGAGAGUGCUGGCCCUAAAUGUAUUAAUUUUGUUUACAGCCAUGAAAUAAAUGUCCAUCAGCAACUGACCAAUAGACAAGGAAAACUAAGAGACGAGUUUGGAUACUACUAUUGUUGUGAUGAUUGUGGGAAAGUAUUCAGUACAAAAGCUACUAGGAACAG
Paramuricea clavata is the source of this 1135-nucleotide messenger RNA. NCBI's taxonomy places the organism in Eukaryota, Metazoa, Cnidaria, Anthozoa, Malacalcyonacea, Plexauridae. The record is from the annotation of a GenBank genome assembly.